AUGGCUGUGAGCUGUAAUUCAAAAAUCAGUAAACAUCAGAAAAAUGAUAUUGGAGAAAUGGUUUGUGUAAGUAAUAAAGAUGGAAAGGCCUUGAGUCAGAACUCUAACUUCAUUACUCAUCAGCAAAUUCCCAACAGAAAGGAAUCUGAUGAGUAUAACAAGUGGGAAGCUCAGAGAAUCCAAACUGGAGAGAAACUUAAUGAGUGUCAUCUGUGUGGAAAAGCUUUCAGAAGGAGCUCCAAUUGUCGUAAACAUCAGAGAAUCCAUACUGGAGAAAAACCUUACAAAUGUAAUCAGUGUGGAAAAGCCUUCACACAGAGAUACAGUCUUACUGCACAUCAGAGAAUCCACAGUGGAGAGAGACCUUAUGUAUGUAAUCAGUGUGGAAAGGCUUUCAGACUUAGCGGCUGUCUUGCUGCACAUCAGAAAACCCACACUGGAGAGAAACCUUAUGUGUGUAAUCAGUGUGGAAAGGUUUUCACACACAGGUGCAAUCUUACUAAACAUCAGAGAAUCCAUACUGGAGAGAAGCCUUAUGAAUGUAAUCAGUGUGGAAAGGCUUUCACUCAGUACUCCACUCUUGCUGCACAUCAGAAAAUCCACACUAGGGAGAAGCCUUAUGGAUGUAAUCAGUGUGGAAAGGCUUUCACACACAGGGCUGAUCUUACUACACAUCAGAGAGUCCACACUGGAGAGAAACCCUAUGAAUGUAACGAAUGUGGAAAGGCUUUCGGACAUAGCUCCCAUUUAUCUAGACAUCAGAAACUCCAUGGCCAAGAGAAGUCUUAUGGAUAUAAUCAAUGACGAAAGGCUUUCACACAGAACUCCAAUCUUGCUAAACAUCAGAAACUCCAUGGUUGAGAGAAGCCUUAUGGAUAUAAUCAAUAUGGAAAGGCUUUCAAACUCACUUCCAUCCUUGCUUUACAUCAGAUAAUUCACACUGGGGAGAAACUCUAGGAACUUCAUUCCUCAUAUGUGGGAGCAGGAUAUAGUUACUGUGUUCAUGUGUCAAUACCCCUUAGCAGUAUUAGUUCAAAUGCAUCAAGUAUUCAUUAACUUUUCCUUGCUUUCAAUAUUCAACAACUUUCAGUGCCAAAAUUCAGAGCAUGCACAUGUGUUCUCAAGUAUAUCCAAAUAAGUUUUGGAUAGGUUUUAAAAUUCCAGACUUGGUCUGCUCUGUGGGUGGGCUUGAUGAAGGGGGGUACAUUUGGUGGGCUUCAAAGGAGAGCUUGCCAAUAGCAAUUAAAAAUCUUCAAUUCACUGAAUAAGCAGAAGGGAACAACAAGCACAGGAAAUGAUGGAGAGGAAAACUAGUGGAAUAUUGGAUAAGGAGGACAAUCAGCACAAACAGUACAUUCUGGAGUCUUACAUGAAUACAGUGAGCACUCGUGUACACCCAGUGAAUACCUGGUUCAAAAAUGUAACUUUCCUAUGUGCUAAUUAUUAAAAUAAUAUAAUUUGAUUAUUUUCUAAAUGAUGGCAGGUUAUUCUUAUCACUCAUUAUUUAAAGUUUAACCCAUAAGUUUCCUUACUUUGGUUAGCAGAGGUCCUAGUGCCUUAGAUUGCAGCCUUACAGAGUCACUGAACACGGUCAGCAGGGCUGGGGAAAUCUGUUCACAGGUUAAGUCAGAAGUCCAAAGGAACCUCACAGACAAAAGAUUUCU
Trichosurus vulpecula (common brushtail) is the source of this 1664-nucleotide messenger RNA. RefSeq names its product gastrula zinc finger protein XlCGF49.1-like. Gene Ontology annotation, biological process: regulation of transcription by RNA polymerase II. The coding region runs from base 1 to 804 and encodes 267 amino acids. The record is from RefSeq and is a predicted model, not a curated record. Gene Ontology annotation, molecular function: RNA polymerase II cis-regulatory region sequence-specific DNA binding; DNA-binding transcription factor activity, RNA polymerase II-specific. The transcript has a single exon. NCBI's taxonomy places the organism in Eukaryota, Metazoa, Chordata, Mammalia, Diprotodontia, Phalangeridae.